UUCUCUUUCUCUGCAAUCCAUGGAGGCUAUCGAUUCCAACCCUAACCCUACGCCUCCGCUUUCUUCAUCAGAGACCCUGAAUUCAUACGAUCCAUCAUUGCAUCUUCACAAUUCCGAACCUCACUAUUCAGAUGCUGCCAACACUACUGAUUCUGGCCACCCGAACACAUCGGAGAACGGCCAGGCAGCCGUCGGUGCUGAUGUGAAUUACCCGCCUCAGGUCGCCAAACCUUUGAUAUCCGAGAACGGGUUGACCGGUACCACCACCCGCAGUGGCACCGACAAGGACCAAUCCGGCGGCGAGGAAGAGACAACCAGCAGGCGCCGACGUAGGAGCCGGUGGGACCCGCAGCCUGAUUCCAACGACCAGAGCAACAGCUGUGGCGGUGGCGAUGCCGAUUCUGGCACCAAAGUGAGGAAGAGGAAGUCGCGGUGGGCUGAUGACGAUCCGAAGCCAGUGAUUCAGCUUCCUGAUUUCAUGGGAGGUAUUGAAUUCGAUCCUGAGAUUCAAGCUUUGAAUAGUAGGCUACUUGAGAUUAGUAGAAUGUUGCAAUCGGGUUUGCCUUUAGAUGAUCGCCCUGAAGGUGCUCGAUCCCCUUCACCUGAACCUAUAUAUGAUAACAUGGGAAUUAGGAUUAACACUAGGGAGUAUCGUGCUCGUGAGAGAUUGCAGAAGGAGAGGCAGGAGAUUAUAUCUCAGAUUAUUAAGAAAAACCCUGCCUUUAAGCCUCCAGCUGAUUAUAGGCCUCCAAAGCUUCAGAAGAAGCUCUUUAUACCGAUGAAAGAAUACCCUGGUUACAAUUUCAUAGGGCUGAUUAUUGGCCCUAGAGGUAACACGCAGAAGCGGAUGGAGAAAGAAACUGGUGCUAAAAUUGUGAUUCGGGGUAAAGGAUCAGUGAAAGAAGGUAGGCUGCAACAGAAGAGGGAUUUAAAACCUGAUCCUUCGGAGAAUGAGGAUUUGCAUGUUUUAGUGGAGGCAGAGACACAGGAAUCGCUUGAUGCUGCUGCGGGUAUGGUGGAGAAGCUCUUGCAACCUGUGGAUGAGGUAUUGAAUGAGCACAAGAGGCAACAGCUUAGGGAACUUGCAGCCUUAAAUGGGACGAUUAGGGACGAAGAGUAUUGUCGAUUGUGUGGUGAACCUGGUCAUCGUCAAUAUGCUUGUCCUACAAGGACUUCAACAUUUAAGAGCGAGGUUGUCUGUAAGCAUUGUGGCGAUGGUGGACAUCCAAGCAUCGAUUGCCCGGUAAAGGGUGCUACUGGGAAGAAGAUGGACGAUGAGUAUCAGAACUUCCUGGCAGAGUUGGGAGGUACUGUUCCUGAAUCUGCAACAAAGCAAACUCCUACGCUAGCGAUUGGUCCUGGCAACUCUGCAAGUAAUCCUCCUUGGGCAAACAACAGUGCUGCUUCAACUGGUGGUAGUACAGCACACCCUGGCUUAGGUUCUGCUACGAUUAAAAAGGAAAUUGAUGAUACAAAUUUGUACAUUGGGUAUUUGCCACCCACUCUUGAUGAUGAUGGUUUGAUCCAACUGUUUCAACAAUUUGGUGAGAUUGUUAUGGCCAAAGUUAUCAAGGAUCGAGUGUCAGGUUUAAGUAAAGGAUAUGGAUUUGUGAAGUAUGCUGAUAUUCAAAUGGCAAAUAAUGCAAUUUCGGCCAUGAAUGGUCAUCGCCUUGAGGGCCGAACCAUUGCUGUGAGAGUUGCUGGUAAGCCUCCUCAGCCUGUUGUACCUCCUGGUCCUCCAGCAUCUUCUGUGCCCACUUAUCCUGUUCCAAGCCAGCCACUUGGUGCCUAUCCAUCCCAGCAAUAUGCUGCUGGUGGUCCAAUUGGUAGUGCGCCCCCUCCAAGUUAUGGUGGUACCCCUGUUCCGUGGGGUCCUCCUGCUCCUCCUCCACCUCCAUAUGCUGCUUAUGCACCACCUCCUCCUGGGUCAACAAUGUAUCCUCCUAUGCAAGGCCAGCCUCUGCCUCCCUAUGGUGUUCAAUAUCCGCCUGUCCAGACAGGCCCUCCUGGUGCCACAUCCCAACCUGCAUCCAGCAGUGAAGUUCAGCAGAGUUACCCUCCUGGAGUGCAGUCUGACAAUAGUACCACUACUCAGUCUGUACCCUCUAUAUAUGGGAACUCGGUGCCUUCAAUGCCUCCACCACCUCAACCUACUUACCCUGCAUCAUAUGGUUAUCCUCCAUACUACAAUGCAGUUCCUCCACCACCUCCCCCUUCUGCGCCUGGGCCUCCCUCUACUUCAGACCAGUCCCACAUUGGGAAUGUGCCUUGGGCCAGUAAUCCUCCGGUACCACCUCCUGCUUCAUCUGCAGAGAAGACAACAUAUGGUGCAGAUCAAUCACAGGGAAUAGGCAAUGUGCCUUGGGCCACAAAUCCACCAAUUCCUCCGCCUGCUUCAUCGGCUGCAGAUUCAGAGUAUGAGAAGUUCAUGGCAGAGAUGAAAUGAUCUAGUUUUGUUGGAAUUGAUUUCCAAAGGCCUGAUGUUUCUUGGAGCUCUAACCUCUUGCCAUGUCUUUCUUCGAAGUAUGGGACUCACUUUAACCUUGCUGUGUACUCUUAUGAACUUUGCAGAGUUUUGGGCUAGAAGUUGAGAAAAGUCCUCAUACAGUAGACACAACAUCAGAGCUUAUUAUUGUCAUGAUUAUUAUUAAUCUCUUUUUGUUGUGUAGGACUUAACACCGUCUUAAUUAUUUUCUUUUGGUAUUUUAUUGAUUUAUACAUUAAUGUCUGGUUUCUAAUGUCUCAUUCUGAAAGUUUGUCCGAACUUCUAUGGCAGCUGGUUCCUGGUGUUUCAUUGAUAAAUUUGUUUUGUCAUUCUUGGUUUAUUGAGUUCAUUCAGAGCUGAUUCUGAGUUCUGACUUGUAGUUUUUAUGAUGAGACUAAAUAAUUUGUUUU
Arachis duranensis is the source of this 2895-nucleotide messenger RNA. Its product is annotated as splicing factor-like protein 1. NCBI's taxonomy places the organism in Eukaryota, Viridiplantae, Streptophyta, Magnoliopsida, Fabales, Fabaceae. Gene Ontology annotation, biological process: regulation of mRNA splicing, via spliceosome. The record is from RefSeq and is a predicted model, not a curated record. Gene Ontology annotation, cellular component: nucleus. Gene Ontology annotation, molecular function: zinc ion binding; mRNA binding.